Molecule: messenger RNA, 4218 nt
Organism: Spizellomyces punctatus DAOM BR117
Lineage: Eukaryota; Fungi; Chytridiomycota; Chytridiomycetes; Spizellomycetales; Spizellomycetaceae
Exons: 6
Coding region: 46-4074 (1342 amino acids)
Source: RefSeq, a predicted model, not a curated record
GUCGGCUCCGUAAACUCAUGACAGCACCAUGACUGUAGUGGAAGUAUGGGCUCGCAGGCGAAGAAGACCACCGACGAUGGACUACGGGAGCAGUAUGAGGGUCGACGACUGGGAGCGACAACGGAGCUGGACACAGACGAAUGGGACGACAGCUCUAGCGACGGCGGUGAAGGGAUAGCAGAUUCUGACUUUGGUGUAACCACCAGAGAAAACGAUGAUGACCUUCUGGAGAACAGUACUGCGGAUACUGAAGGCACAUCUGAGAGCGACCCGGCGCCCGCUUUACGUCGGCGGCAGCCGCCAGUGUCCUACGGAGGACUAGGAAGUGCAGGCAGUUACGGGCCAUACCGUAAGCCUACGCAGCGGUCAAGCUACCGACAGUUUAGCGCGGGCCAGCCUAUUACUUCUUCAUCGCUCCGAGACCACCGUGCUCUUAUUAGCAGUGCUCCUGGCUCCCGUCGCGUAUCCAAUUAUUCCAUGAGAAGCUCCAAUUCCACGUACUAUCCAAUGCUAUUGGAAUCUACCCCAGCUUUCUUACUCCCAGCUGAACCUGAGGGUCGCGCAGAUAGUCUUCCUCGACACCCACCCCGCUCGUCCCCGCUCAGUGGCUCGUCGUAUCCGCAGUCGCUAAUUUCUCAGUCGUCUCGCGAUUCGCACCAAAGCUUAAGUGCUGCAUCGAAACUGGACGGGACUUCCUCCCCGCUAGAUUCUGUUCUGGCUAACGUUCCGGAUGAUGAUCCAUACGUGCUUCAAGUGAUGAAUCUCUCUACCCAGCAUUACCGAGAAAAGCAAACUGAGCGUGACCCUGUCAAGGGGAGCCCGCACACAGUUGCGACGCUGCCAACAGACGCUUCUAGACGCACAACAUCGAGCACUACACCGGAUUCGGUACCGCUGUUGGCUGGCCAGGCUGACAUUACAUUAGCAAGCGUGGAACGGAAGCCCUCGGACGUCAAUCGGCCUGUUGAGGAUGCACCUGAAACCAAUUUUCAGGCUUCUCAGCAGACUUUAUACCGUUCUUCACGAUGCAAGCAAUAUUUUGAAACACGAUAUUCGCAUAUCUGUCUCCUUACAUCUUCCCCAAAUUUGCGAUAUAACCCGCUCGAGGUCAUUCGAUGGAGGAGGGCCAUGUGGCAGAGGGCUGUAAAGUCGGGCGCCUCAACUGAAGAGCAAAAAAAAUGGAAACUAAGAUAUUACACUUGGCAUGUUGGUAAUACGGAACUAGUUGAGUAUUACAAUGAGCAUAAAGAGGAUAAUAAAGAUCAAGAGGGGAGCAACAUGGCCAAUGACUUAAGCAGGGCUCACACUGAUAUUGAUGACGUCCUUGCCGACAACGAGAAGCGUCCUUCCAAAUGGAAGAAAGCGCGGAAACGACGACGCCCGACCAAAGGGGAAUGGCAGAACUCAUUGCGGGUAUCGGAUCGUCGAUUUUCGCGGCGAAGUAAGGCUAUUAGUCGUUCGCUCGUAUCACCGCCCGACGGAACCGCACCCGAAGAGUCAAAUCAAGGGCAAGCAUUGAGCGUCGAAGCCGCCGACGAUGCCACGAGAGAAGUACCGAGGCCCAUGUUCGACGUGGAUGGAACUAUUAUUGUCUCGCCGUCUUUCCUGACGCAAUUUCUUGCGGGAGGAUCAGCCGGACUGGAACCGGGGGCCUUCAGCCGUCUGGAAAGUGCUCAAGAGCUGAGCGACGACGGCAAACUGGUAUACGCAUCAGGACCGAGCGCUUCGCAGGCUCAGCAGGCGGUUUCCCCAUCUGAAAUCUCUGAAAAUCCAUUUGAGGAACUUCAACAGACAAGUGUUACGGCGCCGGCACUGUCACAAGGUGUUCCGAAAGUGUCGAUGGAGACAAACAUAUCUUCAGGAUCACCUCAAAUGAUGGAUUUGGACCAGUCAGAAGAUGCAGAGGAGAUUGUCCCUGUUCCUGAUGGGCAAGCUAAAAGGAAAAAAUCCGGGUUCUGGGGUCGGAUCCUUGAGAAGCGUGCACCUGAAGACUCGAGCACAUCGGUCGUUAGUGGAGAAAAUGGCAAUAUAUCCCAAGUUCCUGGCCGGAAAAAAAGCUUUUUGUCUGCCGUUUCGAUGGACCAUUUGGGUCACAAGAAAGGAAAAUCACCCUUCGUGACACCGGCAAACAUUCCCCGCGUCAGCGCCGAGUCACAACGAUCGAUCACCAAGUCGAGCACGUUGUCAUCUACGAGAGAUGGAAUGGAUAUUUUGAGAAAGCCGAGGACUCCCAGUCCUUUCAAAAAGUUUCCUCGGAUGGCGCAUGCAGAAUCAGAGCCGGUGCUGGUCAAAGGUGGAAGGAGCGGUGCACGCAGGCGCUCACCUUUUCCCGGAGAUGGAGAUGAUGAAGGCUUACGUGUUUCCCACCGUCAAGAUGUGGACCGGGGCAUUGGCCAAAUUCAAGUCGCCAAUAAUGUGGAUAUGCCUGAACAUCCUAUUAGUGAACCAGGUUCGCACCCAGAAGAUCAUGGCUAUGGGCACCAGGAGGCAGCACAGGCUUGCCCAUCACAAAACCGCGAGUCUGUACUGGAUGACAGUAUGGCAUCGGAUACGGAUGACGGUGACCCCCGUGGACGUGUACGUGGCAUUAAAGGCAUGAUGAAGACGAUUGGCCUCCGACAACGCAAAGAUAUCGCUGCUCAGGGCGACGAAAAUGUUCAGUCAGAUGGAGAUACCGGGAUGGCGGCUGCUGGUUGGGAUGACGGGGAUGCAGUGCGAAAGAAAGCUAGAUAUUUUAAAGCGAAACUUACAAGAGAUCAAAGCAAGAGAUGGGUGUGGGAUGAUAGUAGUAGCGAAGAUUCUAGCGAAAAUGCCGUAAGUGCGACGCGAGGCCGAAGUAGGGAUCAAUGGUGGAGUCGACGGAAGAUGAAGGGAAAGAAGGCGAGUGCUGGAGAUAUAGCGAGCAAGACUGGAUCGAGGAUCCAGUUGGGAGACUCGCAAGAGGCAACCAAGAAGCCACGCCGCCGGAAGAAGCUAAUGCGUACUUUCAUCGGAAGUCGCCUGGGAUACGAAUCAUCGACCUCCGCUACAUCCAGCGUGGCUGAUCAAGAUGGAAUAGAUGGCAUGGAUGGUUCUGCCCGGGUGGAUGUCGUGGAAGAGGGAGGCACGAUCAAACGUCUAGCAGGAUGGAUCGUGACCUCCGCUACCUCCGGUGAGGAGGAUGACGAAGUCGGUCCGGUGUCCGGGUCUAAAUCGCUAUCCUCGAGCAAGGGGAGAUCCCCAUCACAACGUGGAGAAGCAAUUUCAACCUUUGAUCGUGGAGACCAAACAUAUCCGCGCCGGGAUAUCGACUCGCCCCUGACUGCUGAAGAGCAUGACUUGCACGAUCGCCUAUUAAUGCUUGGCGGCAGAUUGGACAAGAUGAUGCCUUCGGUGGAGAGGUACAAGGUUGAUAUUGAGCAUCAAAUCGACCAGCAUAAGACCCUCAUGUUACGCCUUGCUCUGCCGGAGCCAGCGCAAAACGUUUCUGAUGCCCUGGAAAAUGAAAAAGAUAAAAACGCGUCCACUGUUCAAACGGGAGCGGAUGAAGAGGGCCAAACCCCUUCCUCGUUACCACUUAUACAGACCGUCGAGGUCACUGGGGUGAAGCUCACUGAAGAGAAGAUUCGCCAGGCAAUGGAGAAAGUCACAGAUUCAUUGACGACCCUGGAAGAUCUAUGUCUGGCACUGACUACUCGUGAUAAUCAGUCUCACGAACAUGUGAGCGCGAUGAUGUGUGGAUUGGACGCUGUCAAUCAGCAGGUCAAUGAGGAAUUAUCUCGGCAACUCAAGAUCGUUGAAGAGGCGUUACAGCAGGCUGAAGGCCGCCCGCGCGCACUUGGAUUCUUUCAAGAGUUGUACUAUCAACUCAUUGCUUACCUACUGGCAUUCCUCGGCUUUACAAUUUGGUCCUGGUUCCAACUUUGGAAGGUCGGACGGCGCGCUUUAAGCGGCGCGAAGACUAUUGUGGCGGUUAUCAGUCCUCCCGCGGCCGCGGCUGUCGAAGACGCUGGGCAGGCCACACUAGACAUCGUAAAACAGGGCACGGUCAAGGCCCUCGCGUCUGCUACGGGAGGGCUGCAGAGUCCGAGUUGAUUGCGAAGAGGGGUGGGGAGUUCACUGUUGCAUUUUUCUUCUUUUCUUUUCCCUUUGGGCGGAUAUUUGGUAGACUUCUAUUAUUUUGACAUAUUUUAUACAAUUGGAAUUGUAAAUAUAUUGUGCACGCGCAUGAAAGAAUCA